Molecule: messenger RNA, 1363 nt
Organism: Pocillopora damicornis (cauliflower coral)
Lineage: Eukaryota; Metazoa; Cnidaria; Anthozoa; Scleractinia; Pocilloporidae
Product: serine/threonine-protein kinase mos-like
Source: RefSeq, a predicted model, not a curated record
UACACAAUUAGUUUGUAGUUACAGGCUUUGCUGAAUUUCUGCUGUUCGCGUUAACUCGUGAUGUUCUAUUUUUCAGCUGCUUUACUUCCUUCUUUCACAUAUGGCCUAUUGCAACUCUACGCGAUCCUUCAGUAGUAGAGGUGAUGAACUUUGUGACUGAAAGUCAGCAGUGCGCGGUAGACAAAAAGCUGAACUGACAAUCAAGGCCUCAGCUGCCCGGGAACUGUCCAAAUUCCUCAACUCCCUAGAACCUCAGCAAUAUUUUACUUCGUGGUCAUUAGACAAUGUAUCAGACGUCGGGGAAUUGGAAAGUGACAGAGGAAAAUAUUAAAAAAAGCAUCAGUGAAACGACUUCAGGAGAAGAUCGAAGGUUGGGAGAUACAGAUCAUUGUUUUCUCAGAAUCUCUCACUUUACUGACACAGAACCUGUUACGGUAUUCCAAAUGAGUUGAGCGACAGAAUCAAAAUGUCCAGAACUCACUUAAAGCGGAUAGUGUAGCCAGCUCAUCAUCAACUGAUCCAGCUUGAGAGAGAUAGUCAUUAUCAGAGUUGCGGGUCCUAUCUGGGUUCCCGUUGCUCCGGUAAAUGGAACUAUGGCUGCCAAAGAAAGGCUAGAUAAUCGGAGUUAAAAAAAAAAAAGUAAAAGAGAGACAAGUGCAAGUUCAUGGCGGAAGCCUCUCAAGAAUAUCUUACAAAGAUGGCUGACAGACAACAAGUUAUGUCCCUCGUCGAGGAAGAGUUUAAAACUGAAAAAUUCUUGUUACAGCAGAAACGCUUACAGCAAGAUGUUAGAGAUUUAUACAUGAAAACUUCAGAUUUAAGAGGAAAGAUGGCCGACUUUGGCAUCAAAGAAGCAGGUACCAUGGACAUCAGUUGCGAGGACUUAGAAUGGAAAGAUGACCGAGGAUCACCUCUCGGAAGUGGCUCUUUUGCUUCCGUUUAUCGAGGAACCUCAAAGCUGCAUGAGGAAGAGAAGCCCGUUGACUAGGCACUGAAAGUGUGAAAAAAGGCGCUGACUAGUGGCAGUGCAAUAAGCUUCCUUUCUAAAACAGACACCCUAAGGAAGCUGAUUCAUCCCCUCAUUGCAAAGAUGUACGGCGCAACACUUCUGAAGGAGAAGGGUGAAUUGAGACCAAUCCUUGUCAUGGAGCUCUGCAAGGAGAACUUGAUGAAGCACAUUGUCCGAAAUCAGGACAAUGUAUCUGGUCUCUCUACAAAAACUUCGGCUGCAAAAAAGGUGAUAGGAUGAGCAAAAGACAUUGCCAAAGCUUUGGAAUUCAUACAUAAUAAGGGCAUAAUUCACAGAGAUCUCAAACUGGAAAUACGUUGGUAUGUAGGAGAUAAUUCGAUGCGUGCACAGUGA